Messenger RNA from Mus pahari (shrew mouse), 941 nucleotides. Its product is annotated as olfactory receptor 4F15-like. Gene Ontology annotation, cellular component: membrane. The transcript has a single exon. Lineage: Eukaryota; Metazoa; Chordata; Mammalia; Rodentia; Muridae. Gene Ontology annotation, molecular function: olfactory receptor activity; G protein-coupled receptor activity. The record is from RefSeq and is a predicted model, not a curated record. Gene Ontology annotation, biological process: G protein-coupled receptor signaling pathway. Bases 3 to 941 code for a protein of 312 amino acids.
CAAUGGAUAAAGCCAAUCACUCUGUUGUAUCUGAGUUUGUGUUCUUAGGACUCUCCAACAGAUGGGGAAUCCAGUUGCUUCUCUUCCUCUUUUCCUCCACGUUCUACAUAGCAAGUCUGAUGGGAAACCUCCUCAUUGUGUUCUCCGUGACUGCUGACUCCAACCUGCAUUCCCCCAUGUACUUCUUGCUGGCCAAUCUCUCAUUUCUCGACCUUGGAGUUUGCUCUAUUGCAGCACCCAAGAUGAUUUUUGACCUGUUUAGGAAGCACAAAGCCAUCUCAUUUGGAGGUUGUAUAACUCAGAUCUUCUUUAUUCAUGCUAUUGGGGGCACAGAAAUGGUGCUUCUCAUAGCCAUGGCCUUUGAUAGGUAUGUAGCCAUAUGUAAACCUCUUUACUACUUGACCAUCAUGAGACCACAAAUUUGCAUUUUAAUUUUGGCAGUAUCCUGGAUCCUUGGUCUUAUUCACUCAGUGGCCCAACUAGCUUUUGUUGUAGACUUGCCCUUCUGUGGACCUAAUAUAUUGGACAGCUUUUACUGUGAUCUUCCUCAGCUUAUUAAACUUGCUUGCACAGAGACCAAUAAAUUGGUGUUCAUGGUCACAGCUAACAGCGGACUCAUCUCUGUGGGCUCCUUCUUCAUACUCAUCAUUUCUUACAUCUUCAUUUUGGUGACUGUUAGGAAACACUCAUCAGGCAGCAUAUCUAAGGCCCUCUCUACUUUGUCAGCUCACGUAACUGUGGUGGUUUUGUUCUUCGGACCAUUAAUCUUCUUCUACACCUGGCCCUUCCCUUCAUCACACUUAGACAAAUUUCUUGCCAUUUUUGAUGCGGUUCUCACCCCUUUUCUGAAUCCAGUCAUCUACACAUUCAGAAACAAAGAGAUGAAAGCAGCAAUGAGGAAACUCUGCUCCCAGCUUGUGAAUUACAGGAAGGCCUCCUAA